ACUCUAUAAAUGAGUUUCGUUUCCUGAAAAGGAUACACCCCCUUUUAAACUCAACCUCUUACAUAAGGUGUCAGUUCAAGAGCGUCCCAGUUUACUUAAGAUGGAUCCCUGUACGAUGAUUGCAGCUGGUGCAGGAGCAGCCAUAGCAGUUGCAGCAGCUCCUGCUGUUCUAGCAGCGGCCGGUUUCACCGCAGUUGGAAUUGCUGCAGGUUCAGUUGCCUCCACUUUGAUGUCAGUUACUGCCGUGGCGAACGGAGGAGGGGUCGUAGCUGGAGGUGUGGUAGCUGCUCUUCAAGCCGCUGGUGCCGCUGGAAUCCCUAUUGCAGCUAAGGCUGUUAUAGGCGCCAUAGGAGGCACUGUGGCUGGAGCUGUGGGCGGAACAUUGAUAUGCAAUGCAGGGGCUGCAGGUGCUACUACAAUCAUCCCGGUCACAGGCCAAGGCAUGGUGGGAGACGCUGUGAGCGCUACAGUUGCCGGCUUAAUUUCCAACUACACUGUGUAACGGGAUCACUGUAUCUGUGCUUUAAUGCCCCAACAGGUCCUUCACAGUUUGAUAGAUUUCUAUUCAUGAAAUCAAACACAGCAUUUAACUAAUGCAUGCAUGACCAUAAACAUAAGCACUUACUAGGCUAGUAAUAGUAAAAAAUAAUCUCUUACUCUUCUGUAAUCUAUCUUAUACUUCAAAAUGUAUAUUGUAUGAUUUUUAUUUGCUCUUAUGAUAAAUUACUUGUGAUGUGAUGUUUUUAUAAAUGGAUCUUAACGAGUAAAUUAUUAAAGAAAACGGUUUAAAUUAAACUAUGAUUCUAAUUAAAAACUAUUCUUAUAAAGCCA
Molecule: messenger RNA, 831 nt
Organism: Rhinichthys klamathensis goyatoka
Lineage: Eukaryota; Metazoa; Chordata; Actinopteri; Cypriniformes; Leuciscidae
Product: interferon alpha-inducible protein 27-like protein 2A
Exons: 5
Coding region: 101-502 (133 amino acids)
Biological process (GO): apoptotic signaling pathway
Cellular component (GO): membrane; mitochondrion
Source: RefSeq, a predicted model, not a curated record